Messenger RNA from Antechinus flavipes (yellow-footed antechinus), 644 nucleotides. It is a transcript of the gene CXCL9, whose product is annotated as C-X-C motif chemokine ligand 9. Gene Ontology annotation, biological process: inflammatory response; chemokine-mediated signaling pathway; cellular response to lipopolysaccharide. Lineage: Eukaryota; Metazoa; Chordata; Mammalia; Dasyuromorphia; Dasyuridae. The record is from RefSeq and is a predicted model, not a curated record. Gene Ontology annotation, molecular function: CXCR chemokine receptor binding; chemokine activity. The coding region runs from base 65 to 442 and encodes 125 amino acids. Gene Ontology annotation, cellular component: extracellular region. The transcript is spliced from 4 exons.
UAUCAGGGUACAGGAGAAAUUCUUAAGGCUUGAAGUCUCACUUGUAAGAAAUAGAGAAAUCAUUAUGAAGAACUACCACAUUGCCUUUCUCUUGGGGAUCAUCUUCCUGACUCUGCCUGGAGUUCAAGCGUUCUUGAUCUCCAAAAUAGGGCGCUGUUCCUGCAUCAAUAUCAUAAAAGGCAGGAUCCAGGAAAAAAACAUUCAAAAGCUUGUGCGGUUUUCCCCAAGUCCUUUUUGUUCACACGAUGAGAUCAUUGCAACAAUGAAAAAUGGGGAGAAACUAUGUCUGGACCCAGAUUCUCCCCGUGUGAAGUUUUUGGAAAAAAACUUGGAGAAAAUGAUUGACAAAAAGAAGAAAUCAAAAAGAGGAAAUAAAAGACAAAUCAAAAAGGGUAAAAAGUUUAAAAAAGCUCAUCGUCCUCCCCCAGGGAAGACUGCAUAAGAAGCCACUUCACCAAAAAAAGCCUUUCAUGUUCAAAAAUUUAAAAAAGGUGAAAAGUUAAGAAAAAUUCUGUAUUAAAAAUGUAUCCAAAAGUUUAGCCAAUAUCAUGACUACAAAUAUUAACCAUGAUGAUGAAAUAUUAAUGAAUAAUUUUUAAAUGUUCAAUUGUAUCUUAUUAUCCAAAUACAUGUAGUUUUCAGCA